AUGAGACCCAGACAAUCGCUGGAGAGGAUUACGAAUAAGGAUGGUUCUGUGAUCAUUGAAGAUACUGCAGAGGUAUCCAUAACGGCUGUAGCCGCUGGAAAAGGAGCUUUGAAAGGUACCGAACAAACACCAGCAACUAGUAGGCGGAAGCGCAAAGCUGUGGAAGAAGUCACACCCACAGCAAUUGCCUUGGGCGCCGCAUCACUGCAACCGCUGCGUGUAGCUGACCUGCGCGUUUUGUGCGCUGCACGGGGUCUCAGUGUAGCCGGUCGCAAGCGGCAGCUCAUUCAUCGCCUUUUGGCCCAUGCGCAGAGUGCAAGUGGGCCUGUCAUCAGUGUCUACGAUAGUGGCGCAAGCUGCAACGCCUUAGACAUGGGUAGGUAUCUGCAAGCGUUGCCGCGUGUGUCAGUUGUGUUGGGUCCAUGGUGCAGUGUGCUGCGUCCUGUCGGGUCAGCUUGA
Sphaeroforma arctica JP610 is the source of this 459-nucleotide messenger RNA. RefSeq lists its product as hypothetical. The coding region runs from base 1 to 459 and encodes 152 amino acids. The record is from RefSeq and is a predicted model, not a curated record. Lineage: Eukaryota; Ichthyosporea; Ichthyophonida. The transcript has 2 exons.